AUGGCUCUAGGUAAAAUUCGUCUCCUCAAAAAACACUUAACCCGCAACGCAUCCUCACUAUUCAUCCCCGGGAGCAAAGCCACUGACUCUUACUCCUUUCUAUCCCCGAUUCUGGACUUCGACGAGCGAUUUACCGACUGCGAUAAACUUUCUUACCAACUGAGAUGCCGUAAGAUGCCCGUGGACAUCCAUGCCAUCAGAGAUUCCUGGGAAUUCUACAAAAGCAUUGACCAGCAGCGCCAGCUGAUCGAGUCCCAGCGCGAGGAGCUGACCUCCAAGAUAAAGAAACUAAAGAAAGACCCCAAUAAUUCAAUAGAAGAUUUAAAAACCCAGGGCGCUAUCUUACGACACGACCUGCGGGUCGUCAAAGAAGUACUUUGGCAAUUAGAAGAAACUGUAAUUAUCCGGGCGCUAAAUUUGCCCAAUGAUCUAGAUGACAAGACGCCGCUUGAACCCGUGGUCCUGCGCAGCCAUGGCCGGAAACCAACCGGAACUUCCUCCUGCCACACAGAGAUCGGCUCCAAGCGCCAUCUUGUCGAGUACAUCAACCCCCUCCACUAUUACCUCGCCGACGACGCAGCUCUAUUGGAAUUAGCAGCCACCAAAUGGGUGUCCACUUGUUUCUCAGACUUCAUUCGUGUCUCCGGUUCAGAUUUCGCUCGGGAUUUCGUCAUCGAAGCUUCUGGACGGGACCACACUGAUCCCCAGGCUUCUUUUAUACUGACCGACCACAGCGACCAUGAAGCAAAACUCGGUAAGCUCCACCUGGUAGGAGGGUCAAGUCUCGCUGCGUUCCUCAGCAUGCAUACGAAGCAACUGAUAAAUCCCAAGAGUUUGCCUCUACGCUACUACGCCGUAGGCAGACAGUACACACCGACGGUCGGUAAAACAGACCCAGGAUUGUUCAAUGUCUGCCAGUCGACUACCGUAGACUGUUUUACGCUCACCAAGAGCAUGGACUCGGAGUUCAAUGAGGAAUUCAGUCGACUAGUCGAUGUGAUAACCGGCGUCUACGACAACCUGGACCGCCAUUACCGAGUGGUGCUUCGCGCCGCUCAUGAGCUAAAGCCCUGGGAGUGUCUCAGAAUUUCCUUCGAGCUCUGGUCUAGGCACAGCCAGAAGUAUAUCGAAGUCGGUAACUUAUCGACCCAUGGUAACUAUUUUAGCAAGAGGCUCCUGAUUGCUUUUCAAACUUCUACGGGUAGAAGUUACCCUGCAGUCAUCACCGGGACUGUGAUUUCCGUGCCGCGUUUGCUGGGAUGUUUGAUUGAGGAUCGUGAUGACUUUGUACCGGAAAUUAUUAAGCAGCAUAUAAGUGAUUUAUGUAAUUAAUAUAUAUAAAUAUAUAUAGACAUGUCAAUAAAUAAAUAAAUAAAUA
Microplitis mediator is the source of this 1378-nucleotide messenger RNA. RefSeq lists its product as uncharacterized. Gene Ontology annotation, biological process: seryl-tRNA aminoacylation. NCBI's taxonomy places the organism in Eukaryota, Metazoa, Arthropoda, Insecta, Hymenoptera, Braconidae. Bases 1 to 1332 code for a protein of 443 amino acids. The record is from RefSeq and is a predicted model, not a curated record. Gene Ontology annotation, molecular function: ATP binding; serine-tRNA ligase activity; tRNA binding. The transcript has a single exon. Gene Ontology annotation, cellular component: mitochondrion.